AUGUCUUUCAAAAUGAAUAACCACAGUCUUAGAGUUGAUUCUGAAAGUCCAAGAAAUUCCUUGGAGAUUGGAAUGAGCAGCUCUGCCAUCAGCAGUGGCAAUGGCAAGACUGUUGAAGAUAAAAACCAGGAAGAAAGAGAAAUGGAAAAGAAGUUUACUGGUUUUGCUGUUCCACUUUAUCUACAAAGAUAUAUUGCUGUUAAAGAAAUACUAAUCAAACAUAACAUCACUAAAUGCAUUGAUUUUGGAUCAUCUGAAUGCCGUGUGAUUGACCAAUAUUCCCAAAUGGAAAAAUUGAGUCGACUUGCAUUUGUUGAUAUUGACCGAACAGCUUUGAUUUCGAAUCUUCAUAGGUUAACUCCUCGUCUUAUGCAUUCAACUCGUCCAAUACAACUGACUGUCGAAGUGUAUGAAGGUGAUGUUACAAAAUAUGAUCAUAGAAUGAAAGCCUUUGAAGCUGCCACAUUGAUUGAAGUAAUUGAACAUCUUAUACCUGAAGAUCUGGAAAUGUGUUGUAAUAUGGUGUUUGGACAAUUGCACCCAAAACUAGUUGUACUAACAACUCCCAAUUCAGAAUUUAAUGUUGUAUUUGACAUGGCCGAAGGAAAAUUGAGGCACUGGGACCACAAAUUUGAAUGGACAAGGGAAGAAUUCCAGUCUUGGUGUAACAACAUAGCUGAAAUGUAUGGUUAUAAUGUAGAAUAUUCUGGAGUUGGAGAGACUGAUAAAAUACCAAACCUUGGUUACUGCAGCCAAAUAGCUACUUUCAACAGACUGCAAGAUAUUUCUUAUGAUCCCAUCAAGAAAGAAGACACUUACAAAUUUAUCACCAAAAUUCAAUACCCUUAUAUGAGUGAUGAACGAAAAAAGUCAUAUUUAUUGGAUUCUGUCAAUUUUUAUUUAAAUAAGUACGCUUAUGAUUGGUUCAAGUCAAAUGAAGAGGCAGAGGAGGAGGAGGAAGAAGAAGAAGAAAAAGAAGAAGAAUCAAAAAGAGAAAAGUCAUCAAUAGUCAAUGUUCCAUUAACAGACUUAAUGUUGUAUAGUGGAAUAUGGGAAAACUGUUCUGAUAUCAAUUCACUCAGAAAAUCUCUGAUUUGUGCUGGUUACAACCUGACAUCAGAUGGACAUUCAGUUUUGGUUGAGAGGAAAACAAACAAACAAUUUGAUGAAGAAUCAGAUGACGACAACUUACUCUUUGAUGAAAAUGAAUUUGGUGGCAGUCAAUUCUCUGAUGCUGAAGAUGAUUGCUCACAGAAUGUACUUACCAAAGACUACACUGUUCCCUGCUUUGAAGAACACUGGAACUAA
Messenger RNA from Acanthosepion pharaonis, 1308 nucleotides. NCBI's taxonomy places the organism in Eukaryota, Metazoa, Mollusca, Cephalopoda, Sepiida, Sepiidae. The record is from the annotation of a GenBank genome assembly.